Messenger RNA from Microthlaspi erraticum, 2211 nucleotides. Lineage: Eukaryota; Viridiplantae; Streptophyta; Magnoliopsida; Brassicales; Brassicaceae. The record is from the annotation of a GenBank genome assembly.
AUGUCAAUGGCCGUGGAGAUGUCAUCAAAACAACCAACGAAAGACUUCUUCUCCUCUCCAGCACUCUCCCUCUCUCUCGCUGGGAUAUUCCGGAAUGCAUCCUCCGGCAGCACGAACCCCGAGGAGGAUUUUUUGGGGAGGAGGGUAGUUGACGAAGAGGAUCGGACGGUGGAGAUGAGCAGCGAGAACUCGGGACCCACAAGAUCCAGAUCAGAGGAGGAGUUGGAGGGUGAUGAGGAGCAAGAGUUGGAUGAGCUGGAGGAAGAUGGUUCCGGAAACAAGGGCAAGAAGAGGAAGCGGAAGAAGUAUCAUCGCCACACCACCGAUCAGAUCAGACACAUGGAAGCGCUAUUCAAAGAGACACCACAUCCGGACGAGAAGCAAAGACAGCAGCUGAGCAAGCAAUUAGGGCUCGCUCCUCGCCAGGUCAAGUUCUGGUUCCAAAACCGCCGCACCCAGAUCAAGGCUAUCCAAGAACGGCACGAGAACUCUUUGCUGAAAGCAGAACUAGAAAAGCUGAGAGAGGAGAACAAAGCGAUGAGAGAGUCGUUUUCAAAGGCUAACUCUUCGUGCCCCAACUGCGGAGAUGAUCUUCACCUUGAAAACUCCAAACUGAAAGCCGAGCUCGACAAGCUCCGUGCGGCUCUCGGACGCACUCCCUACCCACUGCAGGCCUCAUGCUCCGACGACCAAGAACGCCGUCUCGAAAUGUACACGGGGGUCUUUGUCCUGGAGAAGACUCGCAUCGCGGAGAUCGCCAACCGAGCCACCCUUGAGCUCCAGAAGAUGGCCACCUCGGGCGAGCCUCUGUGGCUCCGCAGCGUUGAGACGGGGCGGGAGAUUCUAAACUACGAUGAGUAUCUAAAGGAGUUCCCACAAGCACAGGGGUCUUCGCUUCCUGGAAGAAAAUCCAUCGAAGCAUCCAGAGAUGUGGGCGUUGUGUUUAUGGACGCACAUAAACUUGCGCAGUGUUUCAUGGACGUGGGGCAAUGGAAGGAGAUGUUUGCGUGCUUGAUCUCAAAGGCGGCGACGGUUGAUGUCAUAAGGCAGGGUGAAGGGCCUUCAAGGAUCGACGGUGCCAUUCAGUUGAUGUUUGGGGAAAUGCAGCUGCUCACUCCGGUCGUCCCCACCAGAGAAGUAUACUUUGUGAGAAGCUGCCGGCAGCUGAGCCCUGAGAAAUGGGCCAUCGUGGACGUGUCGGUCUCCGCGGAGGAGGACAAGGAGGCUUCCUUGCUGAAAUGUCGGAAACGUCCCUCAGGCUGCAUCAUCGAGGACACCUCCAACGGCCACUCCAAGGUCACCUGGGUGGAGCACCUCGACUUGUCUGCCUCCACGGUUCAGCCUCUCUUCCGCUCCUUUGUCAACUCCGGUUUAGCCUUUGGUGCUCGUCACUGGGUCGCCACCCUCCAGCUCCACUGCGAGCGCCUCGUCUUCUUCAUGGCUACCAACGUCCCCACCAAGGACUCUCUCGGGGUUACAACGCUAGCAGGGAGAAAGAGCGUUCUGAAAAUGGCUCAGAGGAUGACGCAAAGCUUCUACCGCGCCAUUGCAGCAUCAAGCUACCAUCAGUGGACCAAAAUCACCACCAAAACCGGACAAGACAUGAGGGUUUCUUCCAGGAAGAACCUCCAUGAUCCUGGCGAGCCAACCGGAGUCAUUGUCUGCGCUUCUUCCUCCCUCUGGUUACCUGUCUCUCCAACUCUUCUCUUUGAUUUCUUUAGAGAUGAAGCUCGUCGCCAUGAGUGGGAUGCUCUGUCAAACGGAGCUCAUGUUCAGUCUAUUGCAAGCUUAUCCAAGGGCCAAGACAGAGGCAACUCAGUCUCUAUUCAGACAGUGAAAUCGAGAGAAAAGAGCAUAUGGUUGCUGCAGGACAGCUGCACAAACUCGUAUGAGUCGGUGGUGGUUUAUGCUCCGGUGGAUAUAAACACGACGCAGCUGGUGAUCGCAGGACAUGAUCCAAGCAACAUCCAAAUCCUGCCCUCUGGAUUCUCAAUCAUACCCGAUGGAGUGGAAUCACGGCCAUUGGUAAUCACGUCUACACAAGAGGACAGAAACACGCAAGGAGGGUCCUUGCUCACACUCGCCCUCCAAACACUCAUCAACCCUUCUCCUGCAGCUAAGCUCAAUAUGGAGUCUGUCGAAUCCGUCACAAACCUCGUCUCUCUCACGCUCCACAACAUUAAGACCAGUCUUCAAAUCGAAGAUUGUUAA